Messenger RNA from Peniophora sp. CBMAI 1063, 1611 nucleotides. The record is from the annotation of a GenBank genome assembly. NCBI's taxonomy places the organism in Eukaryota, Fungi, Basidiomycota, Agaricomycetes, Russulales, Peniophoraceae.
AUGGGCGAAGCUGCUAAUGUGCCUGCGCCUGUGCCCGACGCGGAUGUCGAGGGGAGGCCGCCGUUUUCGACGCUCGAGCUCUCGGAGCCGACGCUCAAGGCGCUCGAGGAGAUGGGCUUCAAGACGAUGACCCCCGUGCAAUCAAAAACGAUACCGGCCCUGCUUGCCGGCAAGGACGUCCUGGGCGCCGCACGCACCGGAUCUGGCAAGACCCUCGCUUUCCUGAUACCUGCCGUCGAGCUCCUUCACAGAUUGAAAUUCAAACCACGGAACGGUACCGGCAUCAUCAUCAUCUCGCCCACGCGAGAACUCGCACUGCAGAUUUUCGGAGUCGCAAAAGAGCUCAUGGCUCACCACUCGCAGACGUUCGGUAUCAUCAUGGGCGGCGCAAAUAGGAGAGCAGAGGCAGAGAAGCUUCAGAAGGGCGUCAAUCUCUUGGUCGCGACACCCGGACGGUUAUGGGAUCAUCUUCAGGACACGAAGGGCUUUGUCUACCGCAAUCUCAAGGCUCUGGUGAUCGACGAGGCGGAUCGCAUCUUGGAAGUCGGGUUCGAAGAGCAGAUGAAGAAGAUCAUCGCUUUGUUGCCUAAAGAGGAGCGCCAGUCGAUGCUAUUUUCGGCAACACAAACAACCAAGGUUCAAGACCUGGCGCGGAUAUCUCUCCGACCUGGGCCUUUACUUAUCGACGUCCACGGCACCGAGAACACGAGUACGGUGUCGACAUUGUCGCAGGGUUACGUCGUCUGCCCUUCAGACCGACGCUUCCUUCUUCUCUUCACAUUCUUGAAGAAGAACCUGAAGAAAAAAGUCGUCGUGUUCUUCUCGAGUUGUAACUCCGUGAAAUACCACGGCGAACUCUUGAACUAUAUCGACGUCCCAGUAUUGGAUCUACAUGGCAAGCAAAAACAACAAAAACGCACAAAUACGUUUUUCGAGUUCUGUAACGCCGAAUCCGGUAUCUUACUAUGCACGGAUGUCGCUGCUCGUGGCCUCGAUAUCCCACGAGUGGACUGGAUUGUGCAGUUCGACCCGCCAGAUGAUCCGCGAGACUACAUCCACCGUGUCGGUCGCACAGCCCGCGCAGGGAAGGUCGGGAAGAGCUUGCUGUUUUUGCUUGAGAGCGAGCUUGGCUUCUUGCGGUACCUGAAGGAGGCGAGGGUGCCGCUUAAUGAGUACACCUUCCCGACUGACCGUGUAGCGAACGUGCAAUCUCAGCUUGAGAAGCUGUUGCAAAAGAACUACUUCUUGCAUCAGUCGGCCAAGGACGGCUUCCGCUCAUACCUCCAAGCCUACGCAUCUUACUCGCUCAAGAAGAUAUUUGAUGUCAACCAACUUGACCUCGCCAAGGUCGGCAAGGCGUUUGGCUUCGCCGUCCCUCCGAGGGUGAAUGUCGCGCUGGGUGGCAAAGCUGCAAAGACGGGCGGCAAGCGAGCACGGGGCGAAGAGCAAUCGGACGAGGACGUCGAUGGCGUCGACGGACCCGAUGCCGAGGGACCCAGGCACAAAACUGCGCGGAGAGAGAAGGAUAAGCGGAUAGAGACAAUGGGCAAGAGGAGAGUCGACAAGGAGGUGUACAAGAAGGGCGGUAUGCAGAAGAACUGGAGUCGAUAG